Bathycoccus prasinos is the source of this 1872-nucleotide messenger RNA. RefSeq names its product glycosyltransferase, CAZy family GT29. The transcript has a single exon. Gene Ontology annotation, molecular function: sialyltransferase activity. The record is from RefSeq and is a predicted model, not a curated record. Bases 1 to 1872 code for a protein of 623 amino acids. NCBI's taxonomy places the organism in Eukaryota, Viridiplantae, Chlorophyta, Mamiellophyceae, Mamiellales, Bathycoccaceae.
AUGGCGGUGACGCCAAAAGCGAACCUCAAAACGUCGUCAUCAGCUUUCGGGUGGUCGUCUUUCUUUCAUCAUCCUCCUUCGCGGGGAAAGAAGAGAACCAAUUUUCGCAUUUUCGUCGUCGUUCUGUGCCUCGUCUUUCUCGUCGGCGUCUGCCUCAAAACCACCUCAAACUCCUCGGGGAAGAAGACAAUCACGUUCAGAGUGCGAAUUCGACGUAAACUCGGCGGCUUUCUCUCUGAAACGACGAUUUCGAAGACGAAGAAAAAUGUUUUGGACGAGGUGAAGCACUUUGCUCAGUUUCAUCAACACACGACGUUUCAGGAGGAGGAGGAGGAAAACCACGGGAACGAAAGAAGAAGAGAGGAAGAAGGCGAACACGAACGAGAAGCGGUGAUUGCGCACGAUUUACCGCAGUCGACGGUGGACGCGCAUUUAGAUGAGACGGAGGAGGAGAAUAGGAGUAGCGGUAGCGAGACGACGACGACGACGACGAGCGCGGAACGUAACGAGGAUCCGGUCGCGACGAUAACCGCGGCGACGGGGAAUAAGCCGCAUCUCGCCCGAGGAUGGCUCGUUUCGAAGCUUCCAUUCGAUGUGGACCAACCAGGGAGCGAGAGGACGGCUUUGGAGGCGAAUUUUAACGGGUCGGUUCCUUUGUUGACGCACCGAGGGAUAUUUAAGUACGAUCCGACGCCGAGAGUGGACGGGAUGAACUAUUAUAGAAGAGUGUACGCGGUGACGCAAGUCGGCAUGGCGCAGGAUUUGCCGAAUUGGAAGAGCGUUGGAGAGGCGGAUAUGGAGGCGACGGCAAAUAGUAGAAGACGGAGGAGGUUGUUGAGACAUAGAAAUAGCGGGGGGGGCGAAGGCGCGGCGGAUGCGGAUGUGGAAGCCUUAGCGGCUGAAGCCGAGACGGUGAUUGACGAAAGCGACGACGUUGGAUUCGGACUUGGUGGUGAUAGUAGCGAUGAAUUGCAGCAGCAACAACAACAACAGCAACACAUGAAAAUUGAAACCGCCGGCGCUGGUUUGGAAGAAGCGUUGCGCUCAAAACCGCCCGGAACGCGUGGUUUAACAUUUCGCAUCACAAAACACCUCUACGACGCGUUACCACCUCGCGAUCCGUCGUGGCGGUACAAGACGUGUGCAGUUGUCGGUAACGGUGGAGCUUUACUCACCUCGAGACAUGGGAAAGAUAUCGACGCGCACGAUGCGGUUUUACGAAUGAACAACGCCCCGGUUGGCGGUCGAUUUACCGAUUACGUCGGCUCGAAGACGACGUUUAACAUGAUCAAUUUUCACUGGGCGCGAGAAAUCACGCAAAGAACGCCGGUUGUAGAAACCGACGCGUUCUUAGUCAUGUAUGAGUCCGUGUUGCACACGUUGAGAAAUCAAUUGUACCCGAAACUCCUCCGGAUGCAAGCGCAAGGACAGCUUCCAGUUGUCCCGGUGUUGACCUCGCCGGAUUUCACCGUAAAAGGCUACGGUAUUUGGUUGCAGCUGAAAGACGUCCUCGAACAACGACGCGCGGCGGAACGCCGCGAAAAAAAUGAAAAGUUGGUCAAGGAAGGUAAAGCAGUCGAGCAGCUGAAACAUCCAGGUGCGUACAAGCGCAAACCAAUGUCUGGUUUCUUUGCCAUGUUGUUCAUGCUGAAUCUGUGUGACUCGGUGGACAUGUACGGGUUCUCGAAUUGGCGUCCGAGUCGAAGUAAGAUUCCGUACCACUACUUUGAUAAAGUCAAAGGGACGACGGCUGUGCACUCGUUUGAUUUAUCCAUGGAAGUGUUUAUGGAAAUUGCCAAAGCGCACGACGUGAACAUGAUUGACUCCGAAGGGAAGAGUACGAAACUUCGAGAUGAUAAAUUAAAAUUUUAG